Messenger RNA from Uranotaenia lowii, 2865 nucleotides. RefSeq names its product probable ATP-dependent RNA helicase CG8611. Gene Ontology annotation, molecular function: ATP binding; nucleic acid binding. Lineage: Eukaryota; Metazoa; Arthropoda; Insecta; Diptera; Culicidae. The coding region runs from base 164 to 2617 and encodes 817 amino acids. Gene Ontology annotation, biological process: ribosome biogenesis. Gene Ontology annotation, cellular component: nucleus. The transcript has 4 exons. The record is from RefSeq and is a predicted model, not a curated record.
CAAAACUCCGGCGGCCGGCAGCUGCACGAGAAAGACGGCACACGUGCGUUCUGUUGUUUUGAUUCGACAUCGGUAGUUUUUGGUAGUGCGGUUUUUAUUUGCUUGUUUCGCGAGUUUUAAAUUGUUAAAUUUAUCCUACGUGAGUUGAAGGAUUACCUUUAAAAUGGACUUGAUGCUAAGCACCUUUGUCACCGAGGAUGUCCCAAAGGUCGAAAAGAAAAAGGGCAAAUCGUCAGCCGGUGGAACGGAUUCCGGUGGUAAAUUUUCAAUGGUUUUCAGCAAAAGUCAACCUGUGAAGGCUAUUGUGGCGAGGAAAAGAGUUAUUCCAGCAACGGCUAAGAAAUCUGAAACGGAUAAUCAAGAAAAGUCCUCAGAAAAAACGAAACCGUUUUCCAUGAGACUGGAACCACCUAACAAAAAACAACAGAACAAGUUACCAGUUAAAAAAGACAACAAUUUGACAAAGAAAGCUAAUCCUAAAAAUGUUGAUAAAACUCCCGAGACUGCGGACGAAAGACCAAAAUUUUCGUUGACGGAACAAUUCAACAAAAAGGUUCCCCAAAAUCGAAAAUCCAACAUUUUCGACAAACUGAAAACGCAAAUGCCCAAAGUAGACCUACCGGAAGUCCACCCAUUGACAGAAAAAGUCUUCAGUGAUGUCACCGUUGAUUCACUAAAUAUCCAUCCUCAUUCGAAGAAGAACGUAGCCGAUUUGCUGGGCUUCAAGAAGCUAACGGUGGUGCAGAAUCUUUCGAUUCCGAAAAUUUUGUCCGGGAAAGAUGUGCUGAUUCGAGCGCAAACCGGCUCCGGAAAGACACUGGCCUACGCUUUACCUCUGGUGGAAAGGUUGCAUUCCCAGGAUGUUAAAAUUUCCCGGGGAGAUGGAAUUUUAGCCGUUAUUGUUGUUCCAACAAGAGAAUUGGCUCUGCAGACUUACGAGCUUUUCGUGAAGCUAUUAAAACCUUUCACGUGGAUUGUAUCCGGGUUUCUAUGUGGCGGAGAGAAGCGGAAAGCUGAGAAGGCUCGCCUUCGAGCUGGUUUGAACAUUUUGAUCGGUACCCCUGGUAGACUUUGCGAUCACAUCAAGAAUACGGAAUCGAUGAAAUUCAACGCGGUUAAAUACUUGAUCCUAGAUGAAGCUGAUCGAUUGCUUGAGCUGGGCUACGAAAAAGAUGUUAAAGAGAUUGUGGAAUCGAUCAAGGAAGCACGACAGGAUCAGGAAGAGUCGAUCCAAACAGCUCUUCUUUCAGCCACUUUGACCAAUUCCGUCAAGGAGCUUGCCGGAUUAACUUUAAACAAUCCGGAUUAUGUCGAUACAAGUGACAUCGUUGUGGAGCGCCGAUUCGACAGUAUCAAUGUUGAAGAUAUAGAAGAUCGAAUAACGAUCCCGGCCACUGUUCGACAAAGUUACAUCAUAAUUCCACCGAAACUUCGCUUAGUCAUACUUUGUGGAGCGAUUGCGGCGGAAUUCAAUCGAAAAACCAACAAAGCGCUUGUUUUUAUGGCCACUCAGGACCUGGUCGACUAUCACUACGACGUCAUGGUCGAAGUCUUGACUCAGGAGAAACCCGACUCGGACAACGAAAACGAUUCCGACGACGAUGAAGAAGUUUCGGAGGAUGAGGAAUCCGACUCCGAAUCGAAAGAAACGAUCCUUCUACCCAACGUAAGAUUUUUCAAACUGCACGGUAAAAUGACUCAAAUCGAGCGAAGUUCCGUGUUCAAAGAAUUUCGGAGUAGUAAAUCUGCGGUCCUAUUAUGCACGGACGUUGCAGCUCGGGGUAUUGACGUUCCAUCGGUUGAUCUCGUGGUUCAGUUCCAUGCUCCACAAAUUCUAUCCGAUUACGUUCACCGCGUUGGAAGAACCGCUCGAGCUGGCCAAAGUGGUAAAGCUUUACUGGUAGUGGAACCAGCGGAAGUUGAAUUCGUGAAAUAUCUAACUGAAAAGAAGAUUCGACUGGUGGAGGAUCCGGUGGAUCCGAUUUUCAACCGUAUUGGAUUGAUGGUUAACAAGUCGGUUAACCGCAGGAAUAAGAAUAAGGAACAGGCAGCCGUGGAGUUGCAGCAUCGGUUCGAAAAGCUGGUGGCCGCCGAAAAGGAGCUGUACAGUGAGGCGUGUAAGGCGUUCGUUUCCUGGGUGCGAUACUAUUCCAACUUCCCGAAGGAGCUGCGGCGAAUUUUCGCCAUCAAGGCGGUCAACAUGGGUCACUACGCGAAGAGUUUGGGUCUGCGGGAUCCGCCGAAGCAAUUUAUGCGGCACCACACUGGACCGAGAGACGGAGACUUUGGUGAUGACGGAGGAAGUGGCGAGCGGAAGUUUAACAACCGGGGCAAGCAAGGAGGAAAUCGGUCGUUUGGCGGCACCGGCAAAAGUUUCGCCAAAGGUGGUCCCCUUCACAACGGCCAAAAUCGUAAACGAUCGUUUGGUGCAUCCGAUCGAGGAUCCGGCGGCCCAGGACAGCGUCCCUUCAAGCCCCAUCAGCAGCAAUCCCAGCACCGGGACCUGGCCAGCUAUGCCCAAAGCUCCCGCAUGGUCAACACGUCCGAGUUCGAUAGCGGAUUUUCGUCGGCGCCCAGAAGCGGCGGCUCGGCCAGAAAGAAACCACGAAAACACUGAUGAUGAUGUCUGUCUGAUCCUUUGCUGAUUGAUCAAAUUAGCUUCCCCGAUUGCCGGGGGAAAACACUCAACUGGUUCAAAACCAUAAUCGGUUCCAGUUAUUUAUGUUGCGAAAGGUAAGUGGUAACUCCGGAGAGAUCCGGAUGAAAGUGUGUGCCGAAAAAACUAAGAUGAAAGUGUACAGAAAUUUGUUUUUAUUUUCUGAAUGUUUUAUUGAAGAAGUGGAAAAAAUAAAGCCAGAAAUUCUU